UGCUUUGUGGGUGUCUGAACGGACGGUAGUCAGAAAAACAUGGAGAAUAGGCCGGCGCCGCUUCGUUCCAGGCGGGUCUGCCGAUUCUGCUUGACGGAAUCCGAGCCACUUAGCUUCAUUUAUGAAAGGGAUCAUAAUAAACCGUUUCAAGUACCGCUUACCCUGCAGAUCAUGUCGUGCGUCGCCAUAGAGGUGUAUGCAGCAGAUGGAAUGCCACAAAUGAUAUGCAGCAUGUGUCGCUGGAACCUGGACCGUUCCUACAAGUUUAAGCUUCAAUGUAAGAAAGCAGAUGAAGCAUUAAGAGCGUAUCCAUUAUCUGGUGUUUUACCAAGACCAUUUCCUCCAAUUCCAAAUGAUCCACCUGAUAUGAAUAACAAGCGACCUUCUGAACAAAGGUCCCAAAAUGAAGGUGCUAAAAAACCUAGAGUUGAUAAUGGUGAUAGGGAAAGACGAGAAAACCGGGAACGAGACAGAGAUCGAGAAAGGGAACGAGACAGAGAUAGGGAACGUGACCGAGAUCGUGAUAGAGAAAGGGAAAGAGAACGAGAUAGGGAUAGGGAAAGAGGAAGGGAAAGAGAUAGGCAAGCAGAAAAACAAAGAGAAAAAGAAGAUCAACAUGAUUUCUAUGAAGAGGAACACGACGGUGGUAGCGAAGGUGAUCAAGAGACAAACAGCACUAAAGAAGAGCUUAAAUUAGAACCAGGUGAGAUAAGGGUACAUGCAUGUGAUCAAUGUGAUCGUACUUUUCCUUUACGUCAAGCUCUCGUUCUCCACGUUCAAAGAGCUCAUCGUGACCGCAAUUAUAAAUGCACAGAAUGCGACCGCAUGUUCUUCUCUAAAUAUGAUCUUGGAAAACAUAUGACUACACAUUCGGAGGAGAAACCAUUCUCUUGCCCAGUAUGUAACAAACAGUUUUCAAGAGCAAAUUUGCUACAGCGUCAUGAGAAAGUUCAUAGAGACGAAUUACGUUAUGGCUGUCAACAUUGUGACCGUGAAUUCUUUACAACCGAAGAAUUAGAAAAACACGAGGAUUCUGUGCACAAAAAAGAGAAACCCUUCCAAUGCAAUAUUUGUAAUAAGCGUUUCACAUAUAAACAAGGUCUGGAACGUCAUGAGGUGCUACAUAACGAAGACAAGACAUUUAAUUGCGAAUACUGUAAGGAAGCAUUCCAUACAAGUACAAAGUUAGCUCGUCAUUUAACAACUCAUGCUGGACAUCGACCAUAUUUAUGCAAACUUUGCCCUCGUUCAUUCCUGCUAUCUCAUCAUUUGACCAGACACAUGCGGACACAUUCUGUAGAAAAGCGUCAUGUUUGCGAGGAUUGUGGUAAAGCAUUUAAACGUAAAGAGAGCUUAGAAGUACAUCAGCUAACGCACACAAAACGCACAGGUAUGGGGUUGACAUGCGAUGUUUGCCAGGAGUCGUGUCGGAACAGAGCGGAUUACGUCACUCAUAUAAAACAACACAUUGAAGCUGGUGAAAAAAUGGGACCAGAUGGAUUGCAGCCAGACAGUAAAACUAAACUCGAGUUAGAUUCUGACGAGGACGAAGAGGAGGAACAAUAUUCGGAUGGAGAUGACGAUUACGAGCCACCAGCAUACAUUGUCAAAAAGCUUCCAAAACCAAGCAAACCGAUGGAAAGUGAGGAGGAACAAGACAGAUCUGAAAAAGACGAGAAUCAAAAGGAACAAGUCGUAUUCGUACGACACAAGGAUGGAAAUAUGAUUAAGAAAACUAUCAAAACAUUAAUGCCUAUUCAACGUAGGGAAGUACAAGAUACGAAGGUGAAGCAAAGUCCAAGUAGCAAUCAAUCUCAGAUGAAUGCGAAACCUUCGCAAUCUAAACAGAACGACGAACCUCCAAAAUCUUCUCGCGUGGACGAGACAGAAGCACAAGUCCAAAAGAUUGUAGCAUCUGUAUUCAAGGAGCACAAGAUUCCUUUGAAACAUCAAAGCGGUCAAGAACAAAAUAAAGAUUCACCUACGUCUGCGAAUCAAGCAAGAUCUCAGCAAGGGCAAAGUAAUUCACAGAAUCAAGUUUCAGGUAAAGAAGAGAAAGUGGAAGCAUCCCCGUCGGUCAGUGGUACACCCAAAGCUAUAAAUACUAUUAAGGUAAUAAAAAGAAUUGUUGUAAGGAAACCAAGUGGGAGUACCGAAACAACAACUAGUGCAAUAAAAGACGGAGAUGGAGCAGGUACCAGUCAGACACACAGUGGGCACAAAGUUACAAAACGGGUUAUCGUUCGUAGAAUCAUUCGUCAAGGAGAUACUACGAGAGAAGUUAUUAUGAAUCCAGAUGGUACAAUAAUAGAUCCAGCAGAGUUAGCUAAAUUACCAACUGGCAAUGUUGUAAAAAGGGUUGUUGUUAAGAAACCUCUUGAUAAACAUCAAAGUCUUGUUCAAGCUGUAAUGCAGUCACCUACAGACGUAAAACAAUCAUCUAGUACAGUAAAAAGUAAUGACUCCUCUCUAAAUGAAUCUUCCAAGUUUGAGUUGAAAACAUCUCAGUCUACAAGUACACCUUCUUCGGUAACGAAAACAACUACUGUACAAAAACCUAUAUUAACCCGAGGUGAUCAAGAAACUAAAGAGAAACUAGAACAGCUGGAGAAAAGAGUGGAACAACAACGCUUAAAGAUAGAAGAAUUAGAGGCACGUAAGCAGCAAGAAUACGAACCUCUCGAGGAGUUGUCACCAGAACGCCACGACGAAUCUGAUGAUGAACAACAGUUACCUUUGAAGAGAGUAUUUGUGAAGAAGAAGCAAAGUAUGUACGACGAAGAAAAAGAGUAUACUGACACCGAUGUGACAGUACAUUCCACAAAUCCUGCAACAACAACAGCACUUGUGACAACAACUACGACAGUAAAGAAACAAGAUGUUCGUUCUGAACCGGAACCAGAGAAAAAUAAAGCUGAAAGUGAAGUAAAACAAACAGAAAAUGUACAGAAAGAAACAACUUCAGCAACACCAAAACCGGUAACUACGAUUUCGACAACAGCAACACCAACAACUGUUACUGCUGGUAGAAGAGAAGGUAAGCAACCAUUGAUAACCAGCUCUAAGGUUUAUGGAAAUAAGAAAAUUAUUGUUGUAAAGACAGAAGAAACAUCAGAAGUGGACGAAAUGAAUAGAGAACUAUGUGAUAUAUUAGAUUCAGCUGACGAUGUAGCCAAGAUGCAAGAAACAGUUCUAAACAAUCUCACUCAAAUAUCGCCUCUUGCUGAAACUUCUCAGAAAAGUUUUGAUGACAAAGCGAAAGCAGGUCCUUCUAAUGCAGAUAACGAUACAUUGAAAGAAGAAGUUAUCGGAACCGAAUCCGAAGAUCAAGAAAUGAGCAUUAAACUGGAAAAUGUUGUUUCGUUGGAAGUGGUGGAUUCGCAAGAAUCUGACGUUAAAAUGGAAGAAACAGUUUCUGAAGAACAAGUCAUUGAACAACCCGAACAAAAUUCAAAUUUAACUUUAGAUGAACAAGAUCUUUCGGAAUCUACGGAUAUUUUUGAACCUUCAGACAAUGUAUUAGAAGCUCAAAAGAAUGAAUUAUCAGAUUCUGUGAUAGAACUUGAUCACGACAGUCAUACAAUUAAUUUGAACGAUACCAACGAGAGUCAAGAUAGUCUUGAAGACAAACUUCAACAAAUGGAAGGAUGAAUUUUUCUCCUAUAUAACAUUGACUAAAGAAACGUACAGUGAAUGUCUGUUUAAUAGAGCUUUGGUUUAAAACCAAAGUUUUCAUUUAAACAAGAGUAUACUUUCAAUUACGAUUUUAUAAAUUCAAAACUUGACCUCUAUACAUUUUGGACAGAUAUUGAUAAAUAAUGAUCGUUUUAUCACCAGAUUUAUUAAUCGCAUGAGCUUGAAGUAAUCUAUAUGUUACUAUUAUAUUACAAUCUAAACUUCCUUAUGUAUCUUUCAUUUCCUUAUGUCAAUUGUAGGUAGAAUUAUAUCUACAAUGUUGAUGAUUAUAGUAAGGUAUGAAAAUAAGAUAGUGCCUAGUAGCAAACAUUUCCCUACAUUCUUCGUAACAAAUUUCAUUUGAAUCCUAAUGAAGAAUUCAUCGAUCUUUCGCAUAAAAUAUAAAUAAACAAUUCAUCUUAGUUGACAAAGCGUGUAAAUUUCAAGUACUUCUUUUAAGUGUCUGACUUAUCAUUAGGUAUAUCUGGUAUAUUUACCUUUGGUAAAUACCAGACAAAAGAUGUACAUAUGCCAGGCACCGUUUAUUUUGCGUAUUCUUUGUGAUUGUCAAAAUUUUUUACUCGACAUAAUUACGGAAUUACGUUAUAUUCCCAUUGUUAUAUAUAAAUAUGACUCCACUGUUGGGAACAGACAAGGUACUUUAAAAUGUUAAGCUUAAUGUAACAUUUAAUCAUGAUGAUUUUAUGAUGCUGAAAUAGAAAUGGUACAUAGAUUAUUCAAUAUUCUCUAAACAUUUAAAGCUAUGUAUCAAAUACAAAGUAUGGUGUGUGAACGUAA
This is a messenger RNA of Osmia lignaria (orchard mason bee), 4473 nucleotides long. RefSeq lists its product as uncharacterized. Gene Ontology annotation, molecular function: zinc ion binding. Lineage: Eukaryota; Metazoa; Arthropoda; Insecta; Hymenoptera; Megachilidae. The record is from RefSeq and is a predicted model, not a curated record. Gene Ontology annotation, cellular component: nucleus.